AGAAUAUUAAAAUGGGAUCACAAUUAUUUAAAAAAAGUGUAGAUAAACUAUAACCACCAACCAAAACAUUCUUCGAAUUUGAACUUAAUAACAUUGAUGGUUAGAAAACCCAACUUUCUCAAUUUAAAGGCAAAAAAGCUUACAUUUGUGUAAAUGUUGCCUGCUCUUGUGGAUUGACAUCCUCAAACUACAGCGAACUUGUUGAACUAUAUCAAUCAUACAGGUACCAAAUAAUAACAUAAUUAGUGCCUAAGGUUUAGAGAUUUUAGGAUUUCCUUGUAAUCAAUUUAUGGGUUAGGAAUCUAAACCCGAACCUGAAAUAAAGGAGUUCGUUAUAUCCAAAUACGGAGUUUCCUUUCCGUUAUUUUAGUACUGAUUUUUUAAAUAUUUAAGAAAAAUUGAAGUUAAUGGUUAAAACACUCAUGAGAUUUAUAGAUAUUUAAGAUUAAACAGUUCACUAAAAGUUAGUUCUAAUGAAGCUAAGGAAGUACCAUGGAAUUUUGGGAAAUUCCUACUUAACUCAUAGGGUUAAGUGGUAAAGUUUUAUGAUCCCGAUGUCAAACCAAAAGAAAUGCAGUAAGAGAUUUAGAAAUUGUUAAAUCAAUGA
This is a messenger RNA of Paramecium octaurelia, 607 nucleotides long. The record is from the annotation of a GenBank genome assembly. NCBI's taxonomy places the organism in Eukaryota, Ciliophora, Oligohymenophorea, Peniculida, Parameciidae.